UCUAUCGUUGUUCUCGGCCUUAUAUGAUCUUGUGUUCGGCUAUCAUCCAUUGUGAUCCAACGCCUUUCAUCACUUAAUAGAUCAGGAGGCACGAUCCAUCUGUUACAUCGUUGCCCAUUCCAUAUACUCCCGCUGCAGGAGAUAACAUGCUUUGUUGUAUUCCAUAUCCAUACCAUACAUAAUUCCUCAAAUUGACAUUGAUAAUAAUCAAACACCAUCGUCUUCCAUUCCAUGCCUUCACAUAAACGAUCCAUUUCCCUUUUUAUUGUCAAAUAAUGCUGAAUCUUAUCGCUCCGAAGUAGUGGAGCCACAAUCAUCCAAGAUAGAUUGUCUAAAGCACACGAAGUACGUAAUCUAUUCCAUGUCCAUGGCGGUUUGAGAUUCCUUCUAUUCCAUGUCCAUGGCGGUUUGAGAUUCCUUUUUUUGUUACAUGGGGCUCUCAAUUCUUUCAAAGAAUUUUCUGGAGAGAAUAAACCGCCAUGACUUACCAGCCAUGGGAACACACCGACAAAACAGAACCUCCAAAUUUUGUUUGCCAGAAGAUCACACUCAACAAUUAAGGAGAUAAAAAACUCACCAAUUAGGGAGAAGAUGGAUUUGUCACAAAUCUGACCCAAACGCCGUGACUGCCCAAUGAGCCAAUUGAUAAACAGAAACUUGUAUGCCCACUGCGAAACCAUCACGCGACGUUGGCCGGAAUAGAGGAGACAGUGUGACAAUGAUUUCAACGAAAUCAUACUUUAUUGACACACUAAAACACAAACUAGAAAACAGUAAGAAAAACAAGAGUACGUACCGACGCCGGAGCCGGCGCCGGCCGGAGGUUAUAGUGAAGAAGGUGUUGACUUUUAUUUAUCGCUUCAGAAGUCGCACGGUUUGAGAGAGAAAAAACGGUUUUAUUAGUUUUUAUUAUAUUAAUUUUAAGUAAAAAGGAACACUUAAUUAAAAAAACAAAUACAAAUAAACCUGAAUGGAUCAAAUAUGAUAUUACUAGGUGGUAUCCAACUCCAGGAAAAAUGUGUCUAAAUAAGUUCCAUUUUGAUAAAAACAUAAAAUAAAUCUGUUGCAACUUUUUUUUUAAAGAUAGUUUAAAUACAAGAAAAGUUUUCCCGUGCUUAGCACGGGGUGAUAAUACUAGUUUAUAAUAAAUUCAUUGAAAACUACGAAUCCAAUGUUAGAAAUUUGGCAAAAAAAAAAGCAGUGAAAGAUUCAUACGUCAAAAUAUACUAUUGGAAAUUUGGAAUGAUGGAUAUUUUAUUUCAAAUAUCUAUGACUUAUAUAAGUAGAAAAUAAAAAGUAGUUCCUUUUUGUUCAAAAAAAGGGACACUCAAGCCUGGUUUAGUCCGGUUUUAAGUGAUAUGGUUGUGAGGUUGAACCAACAGAAAAAAAAACGAAGGGACCCAUAUCUUAAACCGAACAUAACCGGGCCUUGUAACAAAACAAAUUGCGAUUGGUCUGGCCAGUUCCGAGAUUCCUUUAAAGAGAUAUACGUACGGGAAGACAAAAAAAGGUUAUCCACCUUCCUCUCUUCCUUACCUAUGUCAACCACCAACUAAUAAUACGACAAAGAUCUUUGCUUUUUCUUCUGGUCUCUCAUUAGAACUCGAGAGCAUGCAAUAAAGAGUCUUGUCUGAAUCAUCCGAAGAGUCUCUUAAUCAUCAUCGGAACAAAAGGGACUCUGUUGACUGUGCCAUGGCUACUGAUACAACAGCCUCAAGUUACUGGUUGAAUUGGAGGGUCCUUUGCUGCGCAUUAAUCCUCUUAGCUCCACUACUGUUAGCAGCAAUUCUCAUUUGGAGAUACGAAGGCAAAAGAAGAGAAGGACGAGAACACCCCGGGACAUUGUUUCAAGAAGAAGCUUGGAGCACAUGUUAUAAAAGAGUGCAUCCUCGUUGGUUGCUUGCCUUUAGAGUAUUCUCAUUUGCUGCAAUGCUGACUCUUCUCGUUUCAAAUGUUGUUCGUGAUGGAGCUGGCAUAUUUUACUUCUAUACUCAGUGGACGUUUACUCUUGUCACAGUCUACUUUGGGUAUGCUUCGUUGUUAUCUAUUUACGGAUGCUGCAUCCACAAUAAAGAAGCUGGUGGCCACACAGAGAGUUACACAAGCAUACAUGAUCCAGAACAAGGCACUUAUAGACCACCAAUCACCGGUGAUGAGGCUGGAACUACACCAAAAUCUCCCAUUGAACAUUCAGAAGCACCCGUCCGAGAAGCAGCAGGGUUUUGGGUUUAUGUCUUUCAGAUCCAGUUCCAAACUUGUGCUGGUGCUGUUGUGCUAACAGAUAUCGUGUUUUGGGGGAUUAUCUACCCCUUUACUAAUGGUUACAAACUGAGUUUUCUAGAUGUUUGUAUGCAUUCUCUCAACGCUGUGUUUCUCCUCGGUGACACGUGUCUCAAUUCAUUACGGUUCCCUCUGUUCCGGAUCUCUUACUUUGUACUUUGGAGCUGCAUUUACGUGGCUUACCAGUGGAUAAUCCAUGCCUUCAAGAACUUAUGGUGGCCAUAUCAAUUUCUUAGUCUUUCUUCACCGUACGCACCCUUAUGGUACUUGGGAGUGACAGUGAUGCAUAUACCGUGCUUUGCAGUCUUCGCUUUGGUCAUAAAGAUGAAGAGUUCCUUGCUACGGCGUCACAACUCAUGAUAGUUUUGGGUUCAGUUUGUCAUCCUCUUAUCUGUUCAUGAGAUGAUGAUAACACACAUGAGGAGACCACUGUCAGGGAGUCAUGGACCUCAUGGUCUAAGUCAAACAUGUAAUCAGGAGAAAACAAAUGAUAGAUCUCUCUCUCUUCUAUUCUUUUUGGUUAAGCAAUUGAUAGAUGUCUUGCUUUGAUUUAUUUAUUUUUGGUAAAAAGAUGCCUACUUUAUUGUUA
This is a messenger RNA of Brassica rapa (field mustard), 2869 nucleotides long. RefSeq lists its product as uncharacterized. Lineage: Eukaryota; Viridiplantae; Streptophyta; Magnoliopsida; Brassicales; Brassicaceae. Gene Ontology annotation, cellular component: membrane. The record is from RefSeq and is a predicted model, not a curated record.